Messenger RNA from Oreochromis aureus, 9298 nucleotides. Its product is annotated as E3 ubiquitin-protein ligase TRIM47-like. The record is from RefSeq and is a predicted model, not a curated record. Gene Ontology annotation, molecular function: protein binding; zinc ion binding. The transcript is spliced from 6 exons. Bases 619 to 2403 code for a protein of 594 amino acids. NCBI's taxonomy places the organism in Eukaryota, Metazoa, Chordata, Actinopteri, Cichliformes, Cichlidae.
UGCAGAUUUUGUUUUUCUCCAAAUCUGUGUUGCUUGCUUUUUUCCGCCCUUACAGAAUUGUCAACCGUCAGUCUUUAGAGCGACUCCUUUUUGGACUUAGAAAAAAAAGAGUGAAUUUGUAUCUUUUGCAUUUUAUUGUUACACAUUUUUUUUAAAAAAAACAUGCAGUUGAUUCUUGGUUAUUUUAAGGUUACUUUGUGGUUAACAGUAAUGUGUAGGAGAUGACACAGCAAUGAAAGGACAACACAAACACCAUGCAAAACAAAGCAACAAACAGUACUACAGUAUAAAACUACAAUGUAAGCCUUGUUGUUCUUCCCCAAGAGCAUUCCUCAGACUCUGAAAGAUGCAAAUGCAGCAGUGCAGUAGUAAAUUAUAGACUGUGUAUGCUCAGUAGUCUCUAUGACUGAUAAACUGAUUUGUUCUAUCUUCCCCUUUAAAACGAAUCAUCAACGCAAAUGUGACGACAAUUAAAGUGGGCGGACACUGACUGAACCUCACACUUGACCUGUUUAGUCUCUACUCUUCUGCUGCAAGCAGCUUCAUUUGCCAAGUGCUUCAGAGAUAUAUCAACUCAGGGACAGUCCAGUUCUGUUUCUUAAUAAUACCACAACUAAAAUGGCUAGCAAGCAGCAACAUCAGCAAGAUGAGCCACAUGGAGUUGACCUGGACUGCAUUCAGUUUUCCUGUUCGGUGUGUUUGGAUCUUUUGAAAGAACCCGUCACCAUUCAUUGUGGACACAGUUAUUGUAAAAGCUGCAUUGAGGAUUGCUGGGAUAGAGAGGAGGAGAAGGGUGAAUACAGCUGUCCUCAGUGCAGGGAGACAUUCAGCCAUCGGCCUGUUCUCAGGAGGAACAACAUGCUGGCUGAGGUUGUGAAUAAGCUAAAGAGCACAAAGCCAACAUGUCCUUCUCUGGUCUAUGCCAGCCCAACAGAUGUUGCCUGUGACUUUUGCUGUGGGAUCAGAAUCAAAGCCACCAUGUCAUGUUUGACCUGCUUGGCAUCUUACUGUCCCACUCACCUCGAGCCUCACUACAGCGUUGCUGUGUUGAAGAAGCACGAGCUGGUGGCAGCUACAGUGUCAAUACAGGAGAAAAUGUGCACCAAACACAGCAAGUUAAAGGAGCUCUACUGUGAGCAAGAUGAGCAGCUUGUUUGCUCUUUGUGCACAGUGGAUGAGCACAAGGGCCACGGAUGUGUUUCCGCUUCAGCACUCAAGGAUAAGGCAAAGAACCAGCUGGCUUUAAACCAAAGUAAAAUCCAGGACAAAGUCCAAAAGAAAGAGAAGGAGCUGAAAGAACUGAGCCAAGCUGAGGAGAGUCUCAAGAGUUCUGCUCUGAUUUCCCUGAACGACUGUGACAAGAUCUUCGACGAGCUCAUCUCCUCCAUGCAAAGAAAACAGAGCGAGGUGAAGCAGCUGAUUAAAGUCCAGGAAAAAACUGCCACCGCUCAGGUGGAGGACCGCCAGUCUCAGUUGAAGGAGGAGAUUACAAAACUGAAGAGAACAUACGCUGAACUGGAAAAAGCUUCGGAUGCAGAUGACCUCAUAUAUCUGAUGCAGCAUCUCUCCACUUCCUGGGAUUCUCCAGAUGGCUCACCUGGAGCUCCUCCUCAACGCUCUUUUAAAGACAUAACCAAGUGUUUGUCUGAGCUCAAAGAUAAAUUGGAAAUGUCACUGAAAGAAACAUGGCCCAGGAUCUCAGCCACAGGUAACAGUUGGAAAUGUAAAAAGAAAAAAGACAGUGUUGUGGAUGAGUUGCUUCAUAGAUACCCAGGGAUUUUUUUAAAAAUAACUCCAGUUUGUUUCUUCACAGUUUCAUAUGUUGACUUCUCUCUACCUCCGGCCCCCAGCAGCAGAGAAGAGCUUUUACGUUAUGUUUAUCCCCUCACACUGGAUGGGACCUCAAACUAUCGUUAUCUCCACCUGAUAUGCGAGAAUCGCAGAAUGAGGCCUUCACCUGGCCAGGCUUCAGCGCAUCUGGGCAGGUUCACUAAAUUUCCCCAGGUGCUGUGCAGAGAGGGUUUGGCAGACCGGUGUUACUGGGAGGUAGAGGGACAUGCUCGCACUCUGUCUGUAGCAGUGGCUUAUAAAAACAUCAGCCGGACAUCAGAUGAGUCACAGUUUGGAAAAAAUGACAAGUCCUGGAGUUUAGACUGCACAGCAGACGGCUUUUUAUUCUGUCACAAUAAUGUAGAAACCAAAGUGCCCGGCUCUGGUCUCUGCAAGAUUGGAGUCUUCCUGGAUUAUAAAGCAGGCACUCUGUGUUUUUAUCGUGUCUCUGACCCAAUGGUUCUAAUCCAUCAAGUCCAAACUGCAUUCAUCCAACCUCUUUAUCCUGGGGUUGGGAUAAAUUAUGAAUGGUAUGAUACUGGAGUAUUUGCACAGCUGGUUAAGUUAUGGUAAAUCUCUUCGAAGUGAUAGAGAUGUUAAAUAUUUUAAGACCCCAUCUCUAAAGGAUUUUGUCAUCCAUCGCUAAAGCAUAGCACACAGAAGUGGAAGGUAUAAAAAUACAAAUUCUUCGUUACUAUACUUAAGUAGAAUAUUCAGGUAUCUGUACUUGAGCUUCUACCUUUUUUAAACAAAUAUGUGUAAUUUCGACUCUUUACAUUUUCAGCACAGACUCAUUUAGUUUCAUCUAUAGGGCUUAUACUCGGGGGUUAAAGUGGGCCGGAACAAGUGCAGGUCUUCGUAAGUUGUGGCUGUGGUACUGCAGCAUGUAGUUAGAGCUACUGAAAAGCAGCAAAUAUAAUGGAAAUAUUUUUUUUUAAGUGGUAGGUAAUUUCAAAUGCAACAUUUCUAUUAGCUCAACAAACGUUGGCAAAAACACACAAACUGUUUUAGCGCAGCGUGUUAACGCUAAAGGUUCAGCUGCUGUAUCUCACAGUGUGACAAAGUGGGUUAACAGUCAGAAUACUCAUUACUUGUCUCAUAAGUUUUUACACAUUAAGCACAUUAUUCUCCACAUAUUUAGUGAUGACCAUAUUGCUAUAGUGGCUCUGCAUAUUUUUGGCUGCCAGACGACACCAAAUAGGACUGUGUUGAAAAGCUUCUAGUAAUGAACCAUUUUUGGAUAAAAGCUUCAGUUUUUUGCAGAAAUAAAUAAAUAAAUAAAUAGAUAAAUAAAUCACACGCGAAUGAUGACAUCCCUUCAGAUACAUGACAGAAUCACAUGACUGGUUGGAACCAUCGAUGGUGCUACGCAAGAAGAGAAACAAAAUCAGUGGUAACAGUUCCAAACAUAAGUUUACAGAGUCCACUGACCAGUCCAUCUAUCUUUCCAAAGUUGUACCUCAUUAAAACAAACCUUCGUUACACUUAGCACACAAUUGAGACAUUGAUUUGCUGUCUCCUAUUUCGCCACUAGAUGUCACUGAAACGAGCUUCGAAUGACUGAACCUCUUUUCAAUACAAUUGAUGAAGUGGAUCAAUACUGGUUCAUUGCUUUAUUUGCACUUCACUACAUAUGUUUACUUGCUAUGAUGGUUUGUUUGUGUACGCAUGAUGUUGCAGUCAAACUCAAACCCUGAGCAGAUUAAAGCAAAUACUCUGUUAUAUUUUAUCAUGUUACGUUUAUUAUGUUAACUCAUUUGUUCGUACUUACCAUAGAUUCUUUGUUCUGAGUCUACAUGCAGCUAAGGUGUGGGAAAGGGCCUGUCUAGCAUUUCUGGACUUUAAAGGGGUGAUGAUGUCAUGUCUGAUGCACACAGGCUAAACCAACAGGUGCAGUAUUUUUCCAUAGGAGUGUUUUCUUUUGUUUGUUUUCAGGUAAUGAAGUGAUUUUUCAAGACUAUCUUUAACUUUAAUAUAGCCAUUUAGCUGUAUUUAUUCAAUUCAAUUCAAUUUCAUUUAAAUAGCGCCAAAUCACAACAAAAGUCGCCUCAAGGUGCUUUAUAUUGUACAGUAGAUCCUGCAAUAAUAGAUACAGAGAAAAACCCAUGUCCUUCAGCUUCAAAUGGACCAUCACUACUGCGAACACAAAAUGUCUCCUGAGGCUUCUUACUUACCCCCUUCUUUGACACUUGAGCCAGACUACUUCACACACAGGGAGAGAAAAGAGUGUGAGAGAACUUUACUCAGGGAUAGAGAAAGAAGUAACAAAAGAAAGGACGGGAGAGGAGGCCGAGAGCUUAGAUUGAAAUGUAUGGACUGCUCAUUCAUGCUUGAUAAACUGCAGACUUAAAGAUUAUAUGUAAUGUUGUCAUUUGUAAUCACAUACUGGAUCUGUAUGUGACAUGUAUUUAACCCUAACAGAUUUUUGGGUUUCCCCACCUGCUGAAUCACACUUUAACCCUGGACUGUACUAGUUUUUGUGAUUAGAUGUGGAGGUAUAAAUCAGCCUCUACAAUGUAGACAACAGAAUCUUUUUGUUUCUUUUACUGCUUGGUUCCUACAUAACAGCUUCACUCUGACCACAUUCAUCAGAAGUACAAUCCAGAUUUAAAUAACAUUUGUAUUCUUGUGACUUGGAGUACAUUUCAGAGGCUGUUUUUUUCACUUUCACUUUUACUUAAGUUAACACUUUUAACUUUUUAGAGUUAAAGAAAAAUUCUGUACAUAAGCAGCUUCUGUGGGGACCCCUUUCCCUUCUUGAGACAUAUCUCUCUCUUUUGAUUUUCUUUUUUCUCUUUUGAAUUUGAUUUAAACCAGGAACUAUAUUAUCCUCAUAAUGGUGGCCAGUAAUGAACUGUUCAUGUUCCACCUUCAAUAAAAAUCACAUGAGCUCACCUUAGGCACAUCUAGCCAACAUUGGAGAGGGAGCUGCUGCUGCUUCGCUCUCUCCGACUGUAUCUGAAAUUAAUAGCCAUGAGUUUCAUGGUGUUAAGCUGUGCUACAUCUAUUUGGACAGAUAGUGUCACAGCUAUCACUGGCUUGCUGUCUUAAACAGCUGCCGAUAGCUAAACUAUUCUUAAUCUGCUUAUUAUAUUUGUUCACUUUUCUUUGGAAAAAAUUAUAUUAUACCUGACUGCUCCCAGUUUGCUUUUUUGUUGUUCAUUUUCAUAUCUAUAAUUUGCCUGUGAACUUGCCUUGAGUGGCCGCUGUAGCCAAUCAAAAUUACUCUAAGAGUGCAUUGAUGAUUUAUCUACAAGGUCACAAAAGAAUCUAGAACAACAUCUAAAGAAUAGCAGACCUCACAUUUGUUACUGAAGGUCAGGGUAAUGAUUAAACAACAAGAAGGAGAUCAAAUAACCAUCCCCUGUCCUUUUGAACAAUACUUUUUAAAAACAUUAACUGGAAAUGCUCAUGGCUUUUACAUGGAAAGUUCCUACUGAUCAAACCAGUACUGGAGGUGACAUUUUUGUUAUUAUUAUUAUCUUUUCUUCUUAUUAUUAUUACUAUGUUUUUUAUUUGUAUUAAUAACUGUUAUCCUGUGUAUAUAUAUUCUUGAACCAAAAAUACAAACUGGAAUUGGAUGACUUUUGCACUGUAUGCAUUACAUAAUGAAACAGUGAAUCAUCUUUUCAGGAACUGCACCCACACAAAAUCUCCUGGACUGAUAGGAUGACCUUUUUUCAUGAAAAUGUAUUGCCAUCUCAGUGCAAUACAGUGUACAUUUUCCCCCUUUAUGGAAAAUGUCUCAUUCGUACGAUGACGUUUUCACAACAAGGACUAAAGUUUAGCGUAUUUUUAGUCUUUAUAUAAAUAGCAUGAAAGUUAGACGUAAUCUCAAAGUAAAGGUAACUCUGGCAUUGCUUGUGUUCUUGGUUUAUGUUAAACUGGGUAAACUGUCUGCACGAAUUAGGAGAUUCUAAAACUGCCCAACUGGAAUCUUUCUGCAACCCUCUAUGCCUAGAAAUGCUGUCCAUAAAAAAAUGAACAAAAUCUCUGACAAAGGGCAGCCAUGUCAGUAUACAACACCUACCAGGAAUGAGUGUGAAUUAUUGCCAGCUAUCCGCACCAAGCUCCUGCCUUCUCCAAGUCCACUAAACACAUGUAGACUGGGUUGGGCACACAGCCAUACACCCUGUGCAUACACCCUGUUGAAUUUGUGGUUUGUGCUCACUUACAAUAAAAGCAACAGUCUCUAAAUAUUAAGGAUGUUUCAUUUUAAUUCAUCAAAACCAAUAAAAACAAAACAUGCCACUAAUUGAAACAAAACAUGACUUUGUACUUUGGGGAGAAACCUUUAUUACCAAGCACACGCCAGUUAGAAUUCUGGCACCCAAAAUCGCAAUGAAUUAAGCAAUCAAUUAAAGAAACUCCUGAUCUCAGCUCAUUACGUGUAUAAAGCACAUCUAUCCACAGAGUCAGUCUCUUUCACUCCAACUUCUCCUUUAACAUGAACAAGACCCAGGAGCUUUCAAAGGAAAACAUGGACAAGAUUGUAGACCUGCACAAGGCUGGAAUUGGCUACAAGGCAGCAAGAAGCAGGGUGAGAAGGUAACAAAUUUUGGUGCACUUAUUCACAAAUAGAAGAAAUAUGAAAUGGAAUUCAGUUGCCCUUGUUCUGGAGCUUCAUGCAAAAUAUGCCUCAUAUGUUGAGGAUUAUCAUGAGAAAGGUAGAUCAGCCCAAAACUACAGGUGCUUGUUAAUGAAGGCAGUUGGGACCACAGUCACCAAGGAGAUGAUUCAUGGCUUUUAUAUAAAGAUAAUUUACAUGAAUCAUGUAAAAUCAAUAAUAUAUUAAAACUAAUGCACUGCUUGAGAUCAGCUUGGCACAUUUUUUAGUGAACAUUAUUAAUACAUUACUGUUGUCAUCUCUGUGUAUUCCUGUUUCAAUUGAUUCUCACUGUCAUGCGGCGGCUGUGUGAAGGCGAGAGAGUACCCAAAUGCACGGCUCAGGACACGCAGGGAUAACUCAAAAGGCAGGUCUUUAUUAAUAGGAACAUAGACAUACAAAACUAUACUUAGGAGAAACUAGAGCUGAGGCACUAGGAAGACGAGGGAAUGCACACAACCUAGAGGGACGACGCAACACGGAACAAAGGGAUACUCUGACAUAAAUACACAGAAGGUAAUGAGGGAAGUGGGAACACACGGGGAACACAGCUGAGGACAAUUACUUAUGACAGAACGGGGAAGACACGAAACUGAAAAUACUGACACUAAGAUGUGGACCUCAAACACAACACAGAGUACACAGAGAGGAGCACAGAGAGAGGCAGAGAACAAGAAUGAAUACACGAGAGGAUGAGGAGAACAGAACACAAGGGAUGGGAACACGGUAUCAGAACAAACACCACAAUAUAAGCAAGGACACAGGGGGGAAUCCAAAUACCAAACCAAACAAUCCUAUGAACAUAAAGAACAUAAUACAAGACCACAGGAAAACUAAGAACACUGGGUUAAAAUGACCCAGGACCAUGACACUCACUUCCUGAUUUUUUAACGUAAUUUAAUUUUUGACUUUCUUUGCAGUUUCUCUCUCUUCAAUUGUUAAUUGUACAAAUUUGUCCUUUAAAAAGAUGCUGAUGAACCUGAAAAAAAUUCAUUCUAACAGUCCAGGACAUUCUUGUUUGGGUGCAAUUCCUGAAAGAUGAAUCACUGUUUCAUAAUGAAUUUUAUAGAGUACAAAAGUCAUUCAAUUCCAGCAUGUAUUUUUGGUUCAAGAACAGGAUACCAGUCCUAUGCCAAUAAUAAUAAUAAUAAUAUUAAUGAUAAUAAUGAUAAUAAGUCUGUCUUACUUGUGCUUUUGGAUCUCACAGCAGCUUUUGAUACAGUAGAUCACAAUAUUUUGAUUUAUCGUCUAGAACAUCAUGUUGGAAUUAGAGGCACUGCCUUGGAGUGGUUUAAGUCAUACCUCUCUGAUAGAAGUUUUUCUGUCUCACUUGGUAAAUUUCAUUCAUCUUCCGCCCCCCUCCCAUGUGGUGUACCUCAAGGAUCCAUCCUUGGGCCCCUUCAUUUUAGUAUUUAUUUACUUCUUCUUGGCCAUAUUAUUAAAAAACAUAAAGUCUCAUUUCAUUUUUCAUUUCAUUCAAGGAUACCAGUCCUAUGCCAAUAAUAAUGAUAAUAACAAUAAUAAUAAUAAUAAUAAUAAUAAUAAUAAUAAUAAUAAUAAUAACAACAAUAAUAAUAAUGUUUCCUCUCUUACUUGUUUCAUAAGAAAGAGCAUUCUAUGUAAAUGUCAUGAGUAUUUCUAGUUAAUGUUUUCAAAAGUAUUUUUUAAAGGAUGCAGGAUGGAGAGGCAACUGUAUUUCUGUGAGUAAAUAUCAGGUGUAGCUCCAGGUUUUUGCACCACAUUUACUUCAAGUAGUAUUGCAUAAGUUAGAUUCAUGACUUCAGAGAGUGCAUUAGAGUAGUUCUAUUUGUUGUUUUGAGAGAUUGUAUUCACAGAGGUUUGGUUGCACUGUAAGCAGGCCUGGGAAAAAAAUAUAUAGAUCUCAGUAAAAUUUAAGUUACAAGUUUGCAGUGCUCAUCAGGUUACUGUUAAAGCAUUUGCUUUCUUCCUGAUUUCAUUUUUUUUGUCACACUGUUUCAGUUUAAACAGACUUACUAGAUAAAGAUAACUAAAGCAAAUACACAAUGCAGUUUUUAGAUAAUUAGAAAAACAUCUAUCUAAACUCAUCUGACCCUAUGAGGGAAAGCAAUUACCCCUUAAACCAACUAACUUGGAAGUCUUCUCCUUGUGUGAACAAUAAUCAUAUGUUAAUAAAGAAAGAUUAAUAUGCAUGAAGAUAACAACAUAUAAAAGUGAAAAUAGUUGCAGUGCAAUAGAAACACUUUAUCUUACUAAAGUGAAUUUAUAAUAAAAAAUAACUUUAAAAUUAAUUCUGGAAACAAUAAUGUGAUUAUCACUUUGACCAUAAUUGUGCAACUGUUACGGUCCUCGGUCUGUGGCCCAGUGUUUUGAUUUUGUAUUGUUGUUUAUUAGUCUGUUUUCCUUUUGGUUCAUGGUUUGUGACUACUGGUGUUUUGGUUUCUGUUCUGUAUUUCUUAGCUUGUGUAUUCCUUUACCCCUCAUGUCCCUCUUUUCCCUGUACUCUGUGUUCCCUCAGUUCUUUGUCGGAGUUGUGUCUCUGAGUUCAGUUUGUGGAUUUCCUGUUUUAUUUUGAAGGUUCAUGUCUUAUGUCAAUGUUUCCAGUUUCGCUUCCUGUCUCGUUAGGUCUAAUUUCUCCCGGCUGUGUUCCCACCUCUUCCUCAUUCCCUCAUGAUCCUGCCUGUGUCUUUAUAGUGUGUGUCCUCCAGUGUUCAGCGUUGCGUCAUACCCUUAAUAAGCUGUGUGUUUUGUUUCCGUGCUCCCUCCUUUUCAGGUUUUUCCAAUGUUUUGUUAUAAGCCUUAUGUUUUCAGUUUAGGUUUGUUCUUGUGAGUUUAUGUUUGGAGUUUCUGGCACAGCACAAUAAAGCUGCCUCUUUUCGUUCA